GCUUUUCAGAUCCCUGGUGGCUUGAGAACAGCAUGGCAUUAAACCACACUGCCCUGCCCCAGGAUGAGCACCUGCCACACUACCUUCGGGAUGAGGAUCCCUUUGCUUCCAAACUUUCCUGGGAAGCGGAUUUAGUGGCUGGCUUUUACCUGACAAUAAUUGGGAUUCUGUCCACAUUUGGAAAUGGGUAUGUCCUUUAUAUGUCUUCUAGACGAAAGAAGAAGCUGAGACCUGCUGAAAUAAUGACCAUCAACCUAGCCGUCUGUGACCUGGGGAUUUCAGUUGUAGGCAAGCCAUUCACCAUCAUCUCUUGCUUCUGUCACCGCUGGGUGUUCGGCUGGAUUGGCUGCCGUUGGUAUGGAUGGGCUGGAUUUUUCUUUGGCUGUGGGAGCCUCAUUACCAUGACAGCUGUUAGCCUGGAUCGUUACCUGAAAAUCUGCUACUUAUCUUAUGGGGUUUGGCUGAAGAGAAAGCACGCCUUCAUCUGCCUGGCAGUCAUCUGGGCCUAUGCUUCCUUCUGGACCACCAUGCCCCUGGUGGGCCUGGGGGACUACGCACCUGAGCCCUUCGGAACCUCGUGCACCCUGGACUGGUGGCUGGCGCAGGCCUCAGUUGGGGGCCAGGUUUUCAUCCUGAACAUCCUCUUCUUCUGCCUGUUGCUCCCUACCGCUGUGAUCGUGUUCUCCUAUGUGAAGAUCAUUGCCAAGGUUAAGUCCUCUUCCAAGGAGGUGGCUCAUUUUGACAGUCGGAUCCACAGCAGCCACGUUCUGGAAAUGAAGCUCACCAAGGUGGCGAUGUUGAUUUGUGCUGGUUUCCUGAUUGCCUGGAUCCCUUAUGCAGUGGUCUCUGUGUGGUCAGCAUUUGGAAGGCCAGACUCCAUUCCCAUCCAGCUCUCUGUGGUGCCAACCCUCCUUGCAAAAUCUGCAGCGAUGUACAAUCCGAUCAUCUACCAGGUCAUUGAUUACAAAUUUGCUUGUUGCCAGACUGGUGGUUUGAAAGCAACGAAGAAGAAGUCUUUGGAAGACUUCAGGCUGCACACGGUAACCACAGUCAGGAAGUCUUCUGCUGUGCUGGAAAUCCAUCAAGAGGUAUGAAGAUGGACACAGCAUCACUCAUGGACACAUUUAUUCAGUUAUUCACCUCUUCACUGCUGUUAACAUCUGAUUGCAGCCACAGUUUUCUCUUUAUAUUAUAUUUUUAUAUUUUUUACACUUUUUUUUUCUGUUUUUCCUUUAGCCAGGGUUUGCUGGAAAAUUCUAGUGGCCAAAUGGAAACUAGAUUAGAGGAUACUACUUGAAGGAAUAGUAUUAGAGUGAGCAUCCCUGGAACUUUCUUUUUAAUUGUGCUUUAAAACCUAUUGUCAUGCCAAAUAGUAAUAAGUCUGAGAUAUUAAGAAAAAUGUUGAAUAUUUUAUUUUUUGGGUGUUAUUUAAUUUUACUGCAUCAUCAUUAUUAUCAUUUCUUGAUGUAGAGUCAGCAAUGCAGUUUCUGGGGUUCUUUUUGGUGGGUAAACAUCAGGAUUGUGUGUUGGGCCAUGGCUCUUGGACUGGUAGAUGCUUCUGGUUCUCACAGCUAUUCUCUAUUCAUGCUGACAGGGAGUCAUUCUCCAAUAGCAACGAUUCUGCAAAGAAGUCCUAUAGGGAAAUGAGUUUUGUCUGAAAUCACUAAAUGGAAAACUCUCUUUAUCUCUGAAUUUGAGGACAAAAAUAAUUCCCACUGAUGUUAAUUUUACACAGGUGGGUUUUUCUUAUUAGGGUCUAGUUACUGAUAUAGUGGAUCUAGCAUGGUACUACUAGCUGUAGUUGUUUAAGAAAUGAAUUUAGUGAAAAUAGUUAUGUGUAAUUGUUAUUUCUUGUUUGUUCUUUGUGACCUUUGUUCUUUCUUUGUUCAUUUUCUCUUCAUUGAAUACCUUUAGAAAUCCAUAAAGAGAUACAAUUUUGAAUGAGAAGGAAAUAUUUGAAGGGCAGACCUUUGUCCCUUAACAGCUAAUGAAAGUGGCAGGCUUGUAAAUACUAGGUUCAAAUAGUAUUAGUAAAAUCAAUGUCAAUCUGAUCAUCUCUUCUGAUCUGAGGAGCAUGACCAUCUGCAUUGCUAUUAAAGAAUAGCUGGCAGGUAUCCUCCACACUUCCUUCAUUCCAUCUACCUCCACCUUCUGCUAUGAACUAAGUCUUGCUCGUGGAUUCUCCUUCUACCUUCUGGUAACUGCUAGUGAGAAAAUAGAAAAGGGGAAGAAAGCAACCACUUGUGCUGUUGAUGAUCUCUCCAUCCUUCCAUUUGAAGGUUUAGAGAGAAUCGGACACACCUCCAAGGCUCAGCCCUCUAUGUAUGGUACCACCUUUAGUUCAUUUUGAGUUUUCUUGAGAGUUUCUAUUUUCUCACUAGAAGUUACCAGUUAAAGGUUGAGGAAGGGAUUGAUAUUGUCAUUGGUUUAAGAUAAGUGUCAAAUAGAUGCUACAAAACAUGCUCUGUGAAUAAAGCAAAAAGUUAACUCUGAGUGGGGCUUGGGAUUGUUUAACAAAGUCUGAGAAAAGAAACAAAAUUGUUUUUAGAAGACAGAGGCAAGGGACUUUAAGGCAGAUGUGUCAAUUAUAGAGGCAUGAAGGGGUGUGGAGCGGGGCACAGCUGUAAAGUACAGAGUCAGGCUGCCUGGAUUUGCACCCUAGUGUGCCCUUUGGCAAGCUUGUAAAAUAAGAAUGUGAAGUAUCACAGGGUUAUUGUGAGUCUUAGGUGAGAUAAAAGGCACUUAGCACCAUGCUUGUGACAGCAAGAACACCACCUGCAUAUUGAUGAUUGCUGUUGUUAACUUUCAGGUAGGUGUAACAGUUCAGAAGUAGGGCCAGCUAUGAUAAGAAGGAUCAGUGUGGUGGUAUUAAGGAGGGUGAUCCUCUGGGACAGAUGAAAGAUCAAGAUUAGGUGUUAUCAGACCAGUUAGGCAGCUCUUUAAAGAAAUGGCAAUAUAUGAAGACCUGACUUAAGGAAUGACAAUGGAUAUGGAGUUGAAAAUAUAGCUGUAAAAUAUUGUAAGAAGUAGUUCUUGGCAAUUGAUGACACAGAGUUAGAAGAGUCAAGGCUGAUUUGGGGGUGUCUGCUCAGGGAAUAGUGUGGAAAAUGGUGUUGGCAGAGGAGAAAGGUUCAAGAGAGGGCAGAGAGAGAAUUAAUUAUAUUUUGUUUUUUAUUUUUUUAUUAUCAGUUGUUCAAAACAUUACAAAGCUUUUGACAUAUCAUAUUUCAUACAUUUGAUUCACGUGGAUUAUGAGCUCCCAUUUUUACCCCGUAUACAAAUUGCAGAGAGAAUUAAUCAUAUUUUGGAUGGGUUGAAUACAAGGUAUUUGCAACAUAGGUGAAGCUAUUCAAAAUAGGUAGCUGAAAAUAAUCUGAGGCCACACACAAUGAUAUGAAGAUUAUAGAGUGAAGGGGUCAGGCAGAAAAAGACAAGUUAAAAGAAAUAAUUGCCAGUGUCAAUAGACUUGAAGGAAGAAAAAGAGGUUUUUUUAAUUUUUAUUUUUUAUUCCUUUUUCUCUUUAUUUUCUUGAGGGAGAUAAUUGUGGAAGGGAAUGAUGAAGAGAUUCGAGGUAAAAAGAAAAACCAUUCAGGUUAGUGUAGAUUUGUCUACAACGUAAAAUUUAACAUUGGUAUUAUAGUUCUUUAUAAUGAAGAUAGAAAGUACAUUUUCAUUUUUUAACCGUUAAACUGAAAUGUGGCCUUAAAAGAAAACCUGGGCUGGGGAUAUAGCUCAGUUGGUAGAGUGCUUGCCUCACAUGUACAAGACCCUGGGCCAGCAUCACCACUGGAAACAAACAAACAAACAAACAAACAACAACAACAAAAAAAACCUGUGCAGAAGUAGCAUAGUGGGGAGGGAAGAGAGAGUUUAAAUUCUCUGGGGAAGAGAUCCUAGAAUUAAUUCCUGCUACCAAUUUAAAAUAUAUGAUUUUUAAAUCCACCAAUCUACUUUUUUUUUUUUAAAUGAUACCCUAAGAACUAGGAGACACAGAAUUGUUAUCACUAUUGAUACAGAAAGAGAAAUUUGAUCCUUGGAGUAGAAGGGAGAAAGAAAGGAAUGAGGAAGUCAUCAAAGGUUGGCUGCAUAUACCUGACUGUGAGUGAAUAAUUUCCCGAGUUGAGGUGCUUCCCAGGGAUAUCUGAUGAUUUGAGGAAACUCUGUUACCAAACACUUCUGUAAUUUUCAAUUUAAGUUAGCUUUAGAUUUUAAAAAAUAAGAGGAGGAAGAAGAAGACAUUGCAUUUUGUGUGCUGGUCGUGGUGUUUGAGAGAGACCACAGAAUCUUUUGAGCAGGCAAAGUGCACCACCUCUGGGCUCUCAUAAGUGCCUAGGUGCCUGACAUGUGAAGGGAAUUUGGAAAUUAAGUGGUUGGAAUCAAACAAGCAACUGUCAGGGGAGAUUUGGAAACAUGGGAUGAACUAUUGAAUUGAUAAUCUAAAAUCCUCAAUCCCUGGUUUUUCAUUUUAAACUCCCUUGUUUCUACGCACCUCUAUUUAAACAUGGCCUGUCCGAUUAAUACAGGAAUGGAUAAAUGAAUUUAUAAAAUGGGUAUGAAGACUAGAGAUGCCUUAUUCACUUGGAAAGUUGGAUUUUAAGAAUCAUAAUAAAACCUAAAUAUAUUUUGAUAUUUUUUCCAAGUAGGGUGAGGCAAGAAGAAUAAAUAUAUUUCACAGUAAAAUCCAAUUAUUUGAUUCUUAAAGUGUAGUUUUCUCAAGAGUUACACAUGCUGAUUAAUUACAACUGAAAUGGUAGCUGAAAAUUUUGUCUCCUUUAAUUUUCCCUUGAAAAACAUACCACUGUCUUUGAUGGUCUUUAGCGAUAGGAACCACAGACCCCCUGAAUGUGGCUAUAUCUUCAUUAAGCUAGUGUAGAUGAGGAAGAAAGGACAAAGGAGAGGAGAGCAAGACAGGAACAGAGCCAGAGAGUGCUGAUGAGCGGGGUGUUGAGGGGACCCAUGACACCCGUGUAAGGAAAUGUCUUCAAGGUUGCCAGAGCCUCAGUGCCCGUUUUAUAGAGAGCGAAGAUAUAUGUCAUUACAGAAAAGAGGUUAGUGAAGACAGCAUCAGCCGUUGGUUCAGUAAUUAAUUUUGUUGGGAAGGAGCCAGGCCUCAUUGUCCAAAGGACAAAGUGAUAACCAUUAUCUAUUCCUCUUUUUACUUUUGAUUAAUGUGCAUUAAUUGUACAUAUUAAUGACAUUCAGUGAAAUGUAUCAAUAUGUGUCUGCCGUGUGUACUGAUCAAACCCCGACUCCUUUUAUCCACUCUCUCUCUCCCCUUCCCCAAUCUCUAGUUAUCACUGUUCUAUAUUCAGGUUGACUUUGUUUUUUUUUUUUUUUUAAACUUUCACACAGGAGAGGGAAUCGGUAAUACUUGUCUUUCUGUACCUGGCUUAUUUAAUUUAAUGUAAUGUCUUCCAGUUCCAUCCAUUUUGCUGUAAUUGACAAAAGAACAUUCUUCUUUAUGAUUAAGCAAUAUUCCAUUGUGCAUAUAGAUCACAUUCUUUUUGUCCACUCAUCCAUUGAUGAGCACCUGGGUUGCUUCCAUAUUUGGCUAUUGUUAAUAGUAUGUAUUCCUCUCGUGAAAAGGUGGCAAAAGGCAAGAAUUAUAAGAGAUAUAGGAAACUUGGUAAGAGAACACAAUCAAAAGCAUGCCUUUUUUUUUUUUUAAUACAACAUAGCCUAAAGUCUCAAGCCUUUAGUAUAUGGCAUAGAAAAACCCUUGGUGUCACUGCUGUGAUCUUGGGUUAUUUAUUUUUUUUUUAAAUAUACAACUUUCAACAUAUAUGUUCAGCUGGCAUGGGACUGUGUGGAAUGUAUUUUGAAUUUAAUAUAGGAAAUAAACAUUGACAUUUAAAGCACUUUUCUCAAUUAUUUUGAAUAUCUCCCUUAGCCAUGCCAAAUGUGCCCUUGCAUUACCACAGGCCCUGGAGAACAUAAAACAUAAAUGAGAGGAAAAAAAGCAUUCUAAAUUGUACAUGUGCUUUACUGGUUUUAUUUUUGUUUUAAACAUUGGCCAAAAUCUACAUAGCAAACACUGCAUGCAUUCAUUGUACUUUAUAUUUAGGAACUUUUAUUAACUGCUGGCAGUAUACAGCAUCCUGAAUAUUUUGGGAGAUGCAAAAGAAGGUAAAAAUGUGUU
Messenger RNA from Ictidomys tridecemlineatus (thirteen-lined ground squirrel), 6139 nucleotides. It is a transcript of the gene Opn5, whose product is annotated as opsin 5. Gene Ontology annotation, molecular function: G protein-coupled receptor activity. Gene Ontology annotation, cellular component: membrane. Gene Ontology annotation, biological process: G protein-coupled receptor signaling pathway; visual perception. Lineage: Eukaryota; Metazoa; Chordata; Mammalia; Rodentia; Sciuridae. The record is from RefSeq and is a predicted model, not a curated record.